Sabethes cyaneus is the source of this 1248-nucleotide messenger RNA. Its product is annotated as probable basic-leucine zipper transcription factor Q. Bases 1 to 1248 code for a protein of 415 amino acids. The transcript has a single exon. The record is from RefSeq and is a predicted model, not a curated record. Lineage: Eukaryota; Metazoa; Arthropoda; Insecta; Diptera; Culicidae.
AUGACAGAAGAGCUCCAAACACAGCAGCAAAACCAACAGUCCCAAUCCCAGCAGCAACAGCAGCAGCAACAACAGCAGCAACAGCAACCCAAUCAACCUCAACCGAAAGCUCGUCUCGGGCCGAAUGAUUAUCGCAAUUCUGAAUUCGUCACGAAACUCAUGGCAGCUAACCCGCCCUACCUGUACUCCCCGGCAAUCGGACCACAUAAUUUCUUCUUCAGCGAAAUGUUGCGCUCGUUGGUUGCAAAUAAACGAAACGAAAGCCUUCGUAAUGCAGAACAAUUGCACCACCAGCAGCAGCAACAACAUCAACAACAACAAGCCCAAGCACAAGCUCAAGCUCAAGCCCUAUCGCUACCUACUCGUAGACCAAGGAAAAGAUCCUGGUCACAGCACAGACUGUAUCCUGAAUCUCCCAGAGACAGCAAAGAGUCAGAAGAAAAAAUUCCCGGACAACCAGAAAAACCACUAGAGCUAACAAACAAAUUGUCCGCCUUCACUCGAAACAUAACCUCCAAAUAUCAAGAUGACAGCAACGACAACUACAAACCACCACAGGACACAAAACCAUCCAGCGAAAAGUCUUCCCUGAACAACAACCUCAUUCCGGACCCCCCAACCGCCUCGAUGCCCCCUUCGGAUCUGAUUUUACCCCCUCCGCCCCCGGUCUGGUAUCCACCGCUGUAUCCACCGUACGGAAUCGAUCCACUGCACUUUUUCAUAGACCUUCGCGUUUCCGGACACAUCUACGAUCGCAAAAAGGAACUGGCAUCACCGGACUCGGAAGGUUCGACGGCUGCGGUCAAGAACGAACACUCCAAGCUGAUCGGAACCAACGAUCGGCAGGGAUCGGCCUUCAGUGUACCGAAGCCACGUGAAGGUUUAAAACCGAAUUCGGCCAUCAAUUUGAGCUCACCCCCACUGCCAGCCGGCGAAGGGGAUGAGAAUCCGCUAAAAGAUGCCUCGGCCCUAUUUUUGAGUGACUUCAAAGAGAACAAGUACGAUAUCAUCAAGAAUACGAACUACGUCAUGCAAAAUCUGCCCCGAAUCUACGGUGAUCUGAAUCACACCCAGAAGGAGCCGGGUGAUGAUGACGCGAACGGGAAUUUAAGUGAUGAUCAGCUGGAUUGCAAGUCGGUUGGUUCGAAUGACGAUUACAACGUGCUGGCAGACGAUGGGAAGCUUAGAGAUUCCGAUUUGAAUGUUAUCUCCGAUGAAGAUGAAUCCAUAGCUGUGGAUGAAAAUUGA